Messenger RNA from Myripristis murdjan (pinecone soldierfish), 870 nucleotides. RefSeq names its product melanocortin-2 receptor accessory protein 2A-like. The record is from RefSeq and is a predicted model, not a curated record. Bases 1 to 699 code for a protein of 232 amino acids. Gene Ontology annotation, cellular component: plasma membrane; endoplasmic reticulum. The transcript has 3 exons. Gene Ontology annotation, biological process: protein localization to plasma membrane; regulation of adenylate cyclase-activating G protein-coupled receptor signaling pathway. NCBI's taxonomy places the organism in Eukaryota, Metazoa, Chordata, Actinopteri, Holocentriformes, Holocentridae. Gene Ontology annotation, molecular function: type 5 melanocortin receptor binding; corticotropin hormone receptor binding; type 1 melanocortin receptor binding.
AUGUCCGACUUCCACAACCAGAGCCAAGCCAGCGCUCGUCGCAGCGACUACGUGUGGCAAUAUGAAUAUUAUGACGAUGAGGAGCCCGUGUCGUUUGAGGGUCUCAAAGCGCAUAGAUACUCCAUCGUCAUCGGCUUCUGGGUUGGACUCGCCGUGUUCGUCAUCUUCAUGUUUUUUGUUCUCACGCUGCUGACAAAAACAGGAGCCCCACAUCAAGAAAACCCUGAACAUGCUGAGAAGCACCAUCGACCAGGGAGCUGUCUGGCAGACAAUGGCAGUCCCCAGGACGAAAACGAAAGAGCCUUCUCGCGCCCUUUGUUACCUGAGUCCCGCUCAUUUUUCCACUUCUACAUCAGCGAGGAGGAGCAGGGUCAGGGGAAGUGCAAAGCAGAAGACCAGGGAGGUGGGGCCAUCCAAGGCCAGCGGGCCCGCAACAGGCUUGGAGGUGUCAGCUCCUCUGGGAUGGAGGAGAUGGAAGAAGAAGGAGAGGAAUCAGAGGAGCGCCAGCCUCUCCAGGGACUAGUGGAUGAAGGCAAGUCAGACAGAGAGAGUGCCUUCCUGUCCCACUUCAACAUCCCUAACUUUGUGAACUUGGAGCAUAGUUCCACGCUGGGAGAAGACGAUCUGCUCCUCUGUGAGCCAUCCGCCAUGCUGGGCAGCCAGUCCCGCUCUCAGGAUGCCCAUCGCAACAUUAACUGAGGCUCUGCCUGCAGGGAGACAACAGGCAUUGGCCCCUUUUAAUGUAGCAACACACAAAAAGGAAUAUAUUCUCCUUUGUUGUUUUAGGUUUCAAGAGGAAUGUGCCCAUUUCUGAAAUGACAAGGCCCUUUAUACCUUCUGUUAGAUACAGUAUCUACCUGCCUUUUGACA